UUCCUCUCCAGUCAACGGCAGCAGAGGUUUAGGUCGCUGUCUGCCCUCUGGCCACAACUCACACGGCUAACUGAGCUAGCUGUUUGGGUUAGAGUUAAAGGUAAAGUAACUCAGGACAGGCAGCAGCCCUCCUCCAUGAUGUCCGCGUCAGUCUGCUGACGCUGACGGCUUCCUCGUCUGGGUAGCUAGCUGGUUUAGCUGGUUAGCUUGGCCAACAUGCAGCACUGGCCCGGCGUCCCCAGGAGGCGGCGCUGCUGAGAGGCGAGCUGUCGGGUGCUGAGUGUUUGGCGUCCGCCGAGCCGGCCAUGGAUGACUUCCCCACCAGGUCGUACGGCACCAGUGGCAUGGACAACAGACCUCUGUUCGGGGAGACCUCGGCACGGGAUCGGAUCAUCAACCUGGCCGUGGGGGGAUUCACGUCUCUGGUUGUUUUAGUGACGGUCAUCAGCUCUUUUGUGUUCCCCUCGUUGCCUCCGCGACCGCUAAAUGUCUUCUUCGCCGUGUGCAUCCUGUUAGCAUGUGGAUCCACUAUAAUGCUGAUAUUCUGGUACCGGCAGGGUGAUCUGGAGCCUAAAUUCAGGAAUCUGAUCUACUUCAUGCUGGCGUCCAUCGUGCUGCUGUGUCUCUGUGCCAACCUCUACUUCCACGAUGUCAGGUAGAGACGGGGACACCACGAAGAGGAGGAGGAGGAGGAGGAAGAGGACCAAGGGACGACAUGGCCUUGAAUCAUGGAAGGACUACACGGAGAGACGGACUCCUCACGCACUUGAAGGAAGGAAUUUCCCUCCUGAACUGCAGCAAACCGAAGAUCCUCGGACCAAAACCAGUGAAUCUUAAUGGUUCCAGUGGGAUGAAAACAGACUUGCUGGUGCUGACACAUAAUGAACUGCACACACACACACACACACAAACGUCACUGUGUAGAAAUCAUGAUGUCCUGUUAGAGGCCAUAAAUCUGCCUGGAGGGUGAAACAGGUGUGUUUACAUGAACAUAAACAUCAUUAUUACCAUUGUAGGAAAAACUAAUAAUAAGAAGCCAGGGGAGGAGUAAUAUUCAGAGGGAAAAACUCAGAUUUUCCAAGAUUAAAGUAAUACUUUUAUAAGAAAAAAAAUCAGAUUAAAGUUGUAAAUCCACAGGAAAAAGACUAUUCCUUAUGUUGCUUUCUUCUGAAUAGGCCCAAUUCAUGGCAAUUUAUUUUUAAGUUUGAAUACUUUUCAUUAAUAAGGUGAAUUGGUGCUAAAAAAAAUUGAGUUUUGCAAAUAUAUGUUGUUUUUUUCUUGUAUAUUUGCCACUUUAAUCUCAGAGAAUAUCAGUUGUUGUUGUUAAAGUUUUUUCUCCUUCUCCUCUCUCUGUUAUUUUCUUAUUUCAUAAUUUCUAACAGGGUGGAUGUUUCCUUUAACCAGGAUGUAAAUCAUGAGCAUGUAAACACACCGACUGUAAACUGUAGCACAAAUAGCUAACGCAGCAAUAGCACAAGCAGUUUCAGGCUUCUGUGGCAAAUAUAUGCAACAGUUGGUGUGUUUUUUUUCCAAUUCAUUUUCAUCAUCAAGUCUUCUAAAUGCUGAAUCACACUGAGUUCUUGCACCAAGUAGUGGUUGACUUAGCCAUACAUGCAAACACACGUAAACUGUAGCACCAAUGAAAAUGAAUGGGAACAAUUCACACUGAAGCUGCACGUUUCUGUACAACUGACAACUGUUUUUGAGUCUCUAUAUAUAUCACAUUGAUGUGUCCGCCAUCGAAGUGUUGCACUUAAUAAUUCUGCCAUUCACAACUCUGAGCUGGGGAUUUUCCAGAAGUAGCUUAAAAAAUUGAUUUUUCUGGUUUGUUUUUACGUCAAGAAUGAUUAAGUUAAAAUAACAUAAUAUUUUUAGUUCUGUUUAGCUCGGCACAUUCUUCUUGGUUUGCAGAUUUAGAGAAACACAGACACUGUUUACAUACGUAGCUGCUGUAGUGACACUGAAGGUGCAAGAAAAACAGAAAAUAUGAAGUAAAGCAGGACAGAAAGGCAUCUUUGCUGUGAAGUUGAGUGGACUUAUUGAACUUUUCUGUUUUAAAGUCUGCAAAGUCAGGCUGCAGCAUCGUAAUCGAUUUAUCUGACAAGUGUUUUCUCGAUCAGCUGUUUGUUUGUUAGAAAAGUGUGAUUUUUUUCAGUCCAAAACCCAAAGAUAUAAACAUUUACUAUCAGAGAAGGAAAAGAAAACCAGAAAAUAUUAAUAUUUAAGAAGCUGUCUUCCUUGCUUUAAAACUGAUCAAAUCUUCUGUCAAUUUCCUGAUCGACUAAUUGAUUAAGCUCAAAAAGAAGGACAAAGAGACAGUUAUUAACACUCUGCCAAAUAUCUAUUUCAGGUGUCGGGUUUGGUCACUUCAAGCUGUUCAAAGAAAACUCACCCUUAAAGGAAGAGCUCACAUUAUUCUAUAUUUUUCUGUUUGUCAGUCCGUCUCUCAAUACGUAAAAGAAAUAUGGUAAAAAUAUAGAAAAUGAGCAGAGUUUUCCUUUAAGCUCGUCUCAUCUCUUUGGUUUUCUGUUUUGUUUCCUUGUUUUUUUUUAAACUGUAGCUUUUCUUUACGGACGUUCUGCAGUAAACUGACGACUAAGCGACAAAAAGCUUCGUUCUGAACAAACUGAGCGGGAAAACAAAACCCGUCUCUCAACUCGCCACGACUUCAGGAUUGUCAAAGCCAUGAGUUACUUUUUUAUUUUUAAAUUAAUUUCAUUUAUUUUAUGGAAUAAAUAAAUAUGUACCCAGACUGCCUCUGUGCUUUUACUUAUGUGUGACGUGAGUUAACAGCAACAGACACGAAGAAACUAGUUUAAUUCAGAGUAAAGUGGAAAUUAAAUUACUGUGGAACUCAAAUGAAAGUGCAAAUGAGCAACUUUAAUUGCUAAAUUAGAAUUUUAAUCUUAUCCAUAAACAUUUUCUUUGAAUGGAAGCCCAUUUCCAUCAUUUAUGUGGAUAAAAAAAUGGAACAUUUGUUUGGUUUUUAAGUGUUUUCCCCCUCAUAAUAAUAACUUAGAUGCUGUCAACUAACCAACUCAGACUUUAUAUUUCAUA
This is a messenger RNA of Anoplopoma fimbria (sablefish), 3057 nucleotides long. It is a transcript of the gene tmem243b, whose product is annotated as transmembrane protein 243, mitochondrial b. Lineage: Eukaryota; Metazoa; Chordata; Actinopteri; Perciformes; Anoplopomatidae. The record is from RefSeq and is a predicted model, not a curated record. Bases 306 to 659 code for a protein of 117 amino acids. The transcript has 5 exons.